This is a messenger RNA of Helicoverpa zea (corn earworm), 3484 nucleotides long. RefSeq names its product calcium-transporting ATPase type 2C member 1 (gene SPoCk). Gene Ontology annotation, molecular function: ATP hydrolysis activity; ATP binding; P-type calcium transporter activity. The transcript has 18 exons. Gene Ontology annotation, cellular component: endoplasmic reticulum; Golgi membrane; plasma membrane. Bases 113 to 2998 code for a protein of 961 amino acids. Gene Ontology annotation, biological process: calcium ion transmembrane transport; manganese ion transport; intracellular calcium ion homeostasis. The record is from RefSeq and is a predicted model, not a curated record. Lineage: Eukaryota; Metazoa; Arthropoda; Insecta; Lepidoptera; Noctuidae.
GUCUGUUUUCUGUUAGUUAGUGAUUUUUCAUUCGUUGUUGCUAUUGCUCGUGUCGUCUUCUUGGGUGUGAAAAUGUCUAUCGAGGCCUAAGCUGUGAGGCACUGUGUGAACGAUGAAAAGUAGCCCUACGCGCAAAUAUGAGAAUUUCUCCAACGACCACCACGGGAAGGAAACGGACAAGUAUUCAUUAGACAGCCAAGACACCGCCAGUGUGCAUUCCACGGAGGAGGGGGGUGGGGGGCGGCGCGGGUUGAUCGACGUGAGCGCAGGUGCGGGCGACAUGUGGAUCAGUGCCGUCGAGAGCUCCAUACUGUCAUGGGAGGAGGUGGCAGAACGUCUAAACGUGGACGUCCGCCGCGGCCUAUCAUGGCGCGAGGCGAACGAUCGCAUGAACUUCGUGGGCCCCAACGAGUUCCAGGUCAAAGAACAGGAGCCGCUAUGGAAGAAGUACAUAGAACAGUUCCAGAAUCCACUCAUAUUGCUGCUGCUUGGCUCAGCAGUGGUGAGCGUAUGCAUGCGGCAGUUCGACGACGCGAUCUCCAUCACCGUUGCCAUCAUGAUCGUGGUGACCGUGGCCUUCGUCCAGGAAUAUCGGUCUGAGAAGUCGCUCGAGGAGUUGAAUAAGCUGGUGCCGCCAUCUUGUAAUUGUCUCCGAGAAGGCAGCCUCGAACAUUUCCUGGCCCGAAACCUGGUACCAGGUGACAUAGUCCACCUGAACAUCGGUGACCGGGUUCCCGCAGACCUCAGGCUCUAUGACUCCACAGACCUGGCGAUCGAUGAGUCCUCGUUCACUGGGGAAACGGAGCCAGCUGUUAAGAGUGUGCUCCCGAAUAAGGCAGCUGCGGGGAGGGUGAAUAAGGAUAACAUUGCCUUCAUGGGGACUUUGGUUAGGUGUGGUAAUGCUAAGGGCAUUGUAGUAAGCACAGGCGAGCGCUCAGAAUUCGGCGAUAUCUUCCGAAUGAUGCAAGCGGAGGAAGCUCCAAAGACUCCCCUACAAAAAUCCAUGGAUACCCUCGGAGCUCAACUGUCCAUGUACUCCUUCUGCAUCAUCGGGUUCAUCAUGGUGACUGGCUGGCUGCAGGGCAAGGCUUUGCAGGACAUGUUUACAAUCAGCGUCAGUUUGGCUGUCGCUGCUAUUCCUGAAGGUCUCCCGAUCGUGGUGACCGUGACCCUGGCUCUCGGCGUGAUGCGUAUGGCCAAGAGGAAUGCGAUCGUGAAGAAACUGCCCACCGUCGAGACUCUUGGAUGCGUCAAUGUCAUCUGCAGCGAUAAGACUGGAACAUUAACAAAGAACGAGAUGACAGUGACAACAAUAUCUACAUCAGGCGGCCAUAUUGCUGAAGUGACGGGUACCGGGUACAACGCUUGCGGUGACAUACAGUUACGCGCGUACAAGGGACGCGAUCUAGACGUCGCUAGGAUGGCUGUCAAUACUAUGUUAGAGGUGGGAGUGCUAUGCAACAACGCGACUCUCCGUGACGAGGCGCUGUACGGGCAGCCCACCGAAGGAGCUCUGCUCGCCUGUGCGCUCAAGAACGGCAUGCGGGACGUCAGAGAGGAUUACAAUCGAUUGCAUGAAAUUCCUUUCAGCUCCGAAACUAAAAUGAUGGUAGUGAAAUGCGCCCCUAAAUUCUCUGACGGCAAAUUGAAAGAAGAAGUGUUCGUAAAGGGAGCCAUCGAGAAAGUUCUACCGCUAUGCACUCAGUACAUCGAUAGCAGCGGCAACUAUGCGCCCAUGACUAAGGAGAAACAAAACGACUUUAUCGGCGAGGCUUAUAAUAUUGCUAGGAUGGGUCUCCGCAUCAUAGCCCUAUGCCGCGGUCCUCGAGUAGAGUCCCUCGUGUACACUGGAGUAUGCGGCAUAUGUGACCCGCCGCGUGACGGCGUACGUGACGCCGUGGCCACGCUCGCACGUGCCAGCGUCGACGUCAAGAUGGUGACGGGCGAUGCCAGGCCCACUGCGCUUGCUGUCGCACAAAUGGUUGGCUUGGACGUCCUACACUCGCAGUCGCUGGCCGGCGAUCAGCUGGACGCCAUGUCUGACGAAGAAUUGGAUAGGAUGAUUGACACCGUAAGCGUAUUCUACAGGGUGACUCCAAAACAUAAGCUGGCUAUUGUGAAGUCACUACAAAGGGUUGGCAACAUUGUAGGCAUGACAGGCGACGGCGUGAACGACGGUGUGGCACUGAAGCGAGCGGACAUCGGCAUCGCGAUGGGCCGCAACGGCACCGACGUGUGCAAGGAGGCCGCCGAUAUGAUACUCGUCGACGAUGAUUUCGCUACUAUUAUCGCCGCCAUUGAAGAGGGCAAAUGCAUAUUCUACAACAUCCGCAACUUCGUGCGUUUCCAACUGUCCACGUCCAUCGCGGCGCUGUCGCUCAUCGCGCUUGCCACGCUCAUGGGCAUACCCAACCCGCUCAACGCCAUGCAGAUACUCUGGAUCAACAUUAUUAUGGACGGUCCCCCGGCUCAGUCCCUCGGCGUAGAACCAGUGGACCACUCGGUGCUACGGCGUAGGCCGCGCGACACGACGCGCCGCAUCAUCUCCCGCGCGCUGCUGCUCAACGUGCUGCUGUCUGCCGCCAUCAUCAUCGCCGGCACGCUCUGGGUGUUCAACAGAGAGAUGUCGGACAACAAAAUAACCCCCCGCGACACGACAAUGACAUUCACGUGCUUCGUGCUCUUCGAUAUGUUUAACGCGCUGUCGUGUCGUUCGCAAACCAAGUCUCUCUUCCAAGUGGGCCUGUUCUCCAACAAGAUGUUCCUGGUGGCUGUCACCCUGAGUCUGGUGGGACAGAUGCUGGUCAUAUACUUCCCGCCGUUGCAGAGGGUGUUUCAGACUGAAGCGCUUACUGGACAUGAUAUAAUAUUCCUCGUAUGCCUCACAUCUAGUGUAUUCAUAGUGAGCGAAGUCAAGAAACUGAUCGAGCGUUCGUUAAAAAAGCGGGCUGCUGGCAAGUUCACCGGCAAGUCCCGGGAUGCCAUGGACUUCGUAUGACACAAGCCCGACGGCAAGGCGCAGUAAGCAUACAACUCGCCCCCGCUGACUCGCAAGUAUCCGGACAUAUAGACAUUCGAAAUUUGAGCCCUAGUGCAGGUGAGAGUGCGAGUGUAAGUGAGAGUGCGAGUCCCGGCGCCCCUCGUGCGAGUGCGAGUGACCCGCGCGAGUCGGACCGCCCCUUCUCCAUAUACGACGGUAAAAUCAAUAUUCCUACUAAUUUCUAAACGAAAUUCCUCCGCAGUAUUUUUGUGUGACUAUUUUAUUAUUGUUAAGCUUCGUUUAAUUAAGUGGAACUAGUGAAUUUAUAUUUUGCGAUCUUUUGUUUUUUAAAGCGCGACGAAAUUGGAUGUUUAUUUUUUUAGUUUUACUUUUUUUUAAGUUUAUUUUAGAUGACGAUGUGCGUGUCGUAUAUGGAUGUGUUAGGUUAUGUAAGAUGAUAUGUAGCGUUAGGGUGCGUCCACAUCUGGCGAAUGUGCAGCACGC